UCGCUCUAUAUGCUUCCAACUUCAUUGUUGUAUUGGAAAAGCAAGUCUUCUAAAGACGAGUACUAUAGUGAAUAUCUAACGUGUAUCGAUACUAUCGAAGAUGUUAUAAGAGCACUGUCUAUACUCUUGCCAGGAAGAUUUGAGGAUUCGAAUCUUUGUUCGCAAGCAAUACUUUCAGUAAUAAAUCUAGUGUCACUCUAUCACACCAACGUUUUGAUAAAAAAAUCAACAUUAUCAGAGAAAACAAAGCUCAAUCAUCUCUUGUCAUUUAAUGAACGCUUUUCUCAGUUAAUUUCAGCUAAAAAACUACUUAGAACAGCUUCUUGGACAUUAAGCAUGAUAUCAUAUACCGAAGUACUUACGGAGAUGGUUUUGAGUCGAAAAGUCUCAAAUCUUUCCAAAUGGAAGUGGAUUGCUAGCUUAGAAGGAAUAAAAGCCCUUUUACGUUUGAUAUUAUUCUAUGGCACCAAACGACAAAUGCUUUUGCAUCCAACUCAUCUUAUCCGAAGUGUAGAUUCAUCAUCAUUGGAGGAAUUAAAGGAGGAAAAACUCGAAUUGCUGACACUUGAUCCUAGAACGGGCAUAGCUUCGUCUGCUUAUUCUAUCAUGGCAAAUCAUAACGGUGGAGUAACUGGAUGGAUGCACCUUAGUGAAUUUUUAUGGGUGUUGCGUCCUGUAGUUUAUGUGAUUAUGAUUCUGUUUGAACUGAGAAAAAAGCAAACUGAUUUAACUCGGUCAAAGACACAAGAGGAAACCAUAGAGAAAGAGGAUGAAGGAUCAUGGAAACCCUGGUUAGUUUCCUUAAUACUAGACUUAAUAUCAAGACUAGCAAGACAUAAACAGUCUAUGUCCAUUCUAGAAAAAGACGAAUCUAGACGCAGAGAUUAUUUGCUUUUCUAUUACCUUUUUAGAGGUCCCAUCUACCUUAAGUUCACAAGACCUUUAUUAAAUGCAUUCUGUAAUGCAACAGAACAUAAGCCCUUGAUAUCUAUCAUUACAGCUGCCUUAAAUGAUUACAGACCUUUUUGGGAAGACUUGUAUUUUUAUACUUCAGCAUCAUAAAGUUGAUUGGAUGAUGGUAGCGUGAGAAGCAAACAUAAAAAAUAAAAUAAACUUAAAUGAAUAAGCUGUAUGAAUUUCAUUCACACGGCAUUCUUUUUAUUUAAAUAUGA
Gilbertella persicaria is the source of this 1172-nucleotide messenger RNA. Its product is annotated as peroxisome membrane protein. Gene Ontology annotation, biological process: peroxisome organization. The record is from RefSeq and is a predicted model, not a curated record. The coding region runs from base 10 to 1062 and encodes 350 amino acids. Lineage: Eukaryota; Fungi; Mucoromycota; Mucoromycetes; Mucorales; Choanephoraceae. The transcript is spliced from 7 exons. Gene Ontology annotation, cellular component: peroxisomal membrane.